AGUCAAAGUUAGAUAUUCAUUGAAUCUCGAGAGGGGCAGGGGCUAAUAUUCUAGAAUUUCGAGAUAUUCAAAGAGAGUAGAAGCUAUAUCGCAUGUGUCCAUUUAGAGAGGAAGUAUUUGCAAUGUCUAGUUUGACUGGGACAUUGAAAAUGAGCGCUGCUUUUCUGUCCACCAGGAUCUUAGCUCGCUUCAGGAACAUCAACCAAAAAUGGGAAAGUUCCCGGUGAGCUCCCGCCGCUUGCAAGGGGCGAUCUAGAUCAUGAUCCCUGUAGAUGCUGUCAUUAAAGUCAUGAUAUCAAAAUCUCACUUCAACAAGAAACACUCUCUUCCUUUUAAUUGAGAUAGAUUUCUCAACCCUCAGUACGAUAUGCCUUGGUCUCUCGUCUCCCCUGCUAGUAGAGGCAUUGGAUUCCAUUUGACUCGCCAUCUCCUCCAAACAACGAAAAUACCCGUUAUUGCAACAGCCAGGAAAGAUGUAGACGGAGUGAAGAAGAGCAUACUCCAAGAUUUACCAAAUGUUGAAUCUGAUCGCUUGACCGUCCUCGAGUUGGACGUUACCAAUGAAACUUCCAUCCACCGCGCAGCAGAAGACGCAAAAUCCAUGUUCCCCCCAGACAACCACCUCCACCUUGCCUUCGCCAUCCCCGGCAUUCUCUAUCCAGAAAAGGCACCCUCACAACUCGACCACGAGCAGCUAAACCGCGCCUUCGCCAUCAACACCAUCGGCCCCUUGCUGCUCAUGAAGCACUUCACGCCCUUUCUGCCUUCCAAAUCCACCAAACUCGCCAUAUCCCAAGAACAAGAACCGGCCCUCCCGCCACACGCCGUCUGGCUCACGAUGUCCGCGCGCGUUGGCUCAACAACUGACAACAACCUCGGAGGAUGGUUCUCCUACCGCGCUUCAAAAGCCGGCGUCACGUCGAUCACCAAGAGUCUGGAUCUCUAUUUGAAGGGGAAGUGCGGGGAGAAGGCGAUGGCGAUGGCGUAUCAUCCGGGGACCGUGAAGACGGGACUCAGUAAGGAGUUCUGGGGCAGCGUGAAGAAGGAGAAGUUGUUUAGUCCUGAGUAUGCGGUUGAGAAAAUGGUGGGGGUCGUGAGGGAUAUUGGGUUGGAGCAGAGGGGCCGGUGUUGGGAUUGGAGGGGGACGGAGGUUUUGCCUUGAGAGGGCGAAGAGUUUAUCUAGAAUAGCUGUACAUAAUAUGUGGAAAGGUUAUUAAUCAGAUCGAAUUUUGCUAUCAUGAUCGUUCAAGAGAACCCGC
Molecule: messenger RNA, 1259 nt
Organism: Hyaloscypha bicolor E
Lineage: Eukaryota; Fungi; Ascomycota; Leotiomycetes; Helotiales; Hyaloscyphaceae
Product: NAD(P)-binding protein
Exons: 2
Coding region: 368-1162 (264 amino acids)
Source: RefSeq, a predicted model, not a curated record